AUGAUGAAAAAAAUUUUACUGAGCAUUGGACUGGUGUGGUGUCUGAUCUCUUUGGGACAGGCCCGAAAGGAGUCAACGGUGGAGGAAUGUGAGAAAAAUAUUGCCGAUUCGCUGAAGGAUCGCGUCUGUGAGCUGCGUCAAUACACACCAGUCAGUAGCGAUGAUAUGGACAAUCACAUGCAGUGCGUCCUGGAGGUGGUCGGAUUUGUAAACGAAAACGGUGGAGUGAAGGAAAACGAGCUGCUGACACUGCUGCAGCGCGUCGAUAGUAGCGUUGACCAUGCCGCCAACAUGAGGAAAUGUGAAACCGAAGCAUCUACCGUGGGCAAUGCAAAGAAGGCAAACACUUUCUACACUUGCUUCUUGGGCACGAGCUCAUCGGCCGGAUUUAAGAAUGCAGUCGACUACAAUGAGCUUUUGAGGGCCGGUAAGAUGCAGCAGAGCGAUCCGUUCGAUAUGGGCCGUGUUUCGGCACUGAUCAAGGAAAUUGAUGACGGUCUAUGCAAGUAG
Molecule: messenger RNA, 510 nt
Organism: Anopheles marshallii
Lineage: Eukaryota; Metazoa; Arthropoda; Insecta; Diptera; Culicidae
Product: 37 kDa salivary gland allergen Aed a 2-like
Exons: 3
Coding region: 1-510 (169 amino acids)
Biological process (GO): sensory perception of smell
Molecular function (GO): odorant binding
Source: RefSeq, a predicted model, not a curated record